Priapulus caudatus is the source of this 3500-nucleotide messenger RNA. RefSeq lists its product as uncharacterized. The record is from RefSeq and is a predicted model, not a curated record. Lineage: Eukaryota; Metazoa; Priapulida; Priapulimorpha; Priapulimorphida; Priapulidae. The coding region runs from base 1 to 1299 and encodes 432 amino acids. The transcript has 9 exons.
AUGGUGGUACAUGCAUCACAUGCCAAGCAUAAUGGUAUUGGUGGAGCCGUGUCGUUGUUGACGCCGAUUGCCGGACAUUCGCCGCUGGCUCUCGGGCCGCAGCCGUGCAUGCACUCGGUGCACGCGUGCCACGUGAGCAAGUGCUGUCAGCCCACGCAGCCGCACUCACCCCUGCUGAAGCCCCUACGCAUCGAGUCAGAGCACAACCAGACGCAGGACACUCCUCCGCUUGGAGACCCGUACAGCAGGCCGCAGGAGAAUUCCAUCACGAAGGAACCGCCGACCGAGCCGAGCGGUGGCGGCAAGAAGCACCAGUGGACGGAUGACCUCGGGUCACGGCCGCGGCCCACGGGCACCAUGAUGAGCAAGGAGAGCGUCAGUCCGACGGGACGCUUCAUCAACCCGUCUAAGGUGCUGCAGCCGCCGGAGAUAUCGCCGCCUCACUCUGGCAUCGGCUACAACCCCGAGAUGUCUGCAGGUGAAGGUGGUGUCAUCAUCACACACCAUCAGCCCAGCAACAAGCUGCAGGACAACCUGCCAUUUGAACCAAGGCCUCAGAAGAUAGAGGGCGCCGGUGCGACCGCCCUGCAGAUGUCGAGCAACGAUGAGCCGCAGUCCCUGCCAGGUGGCGCCACUCAGGGCGCGCAGCUUCCGACCGGGCCGCAGAUGCCUACAGCACAGCCUCAGGAGGCAGAGGAGCCCGUCGUCGUCGGGACAACGAGUGCCUCGUGGAAGAAGUACAGACGGAAGAAGUACAAGAAGUUUGUGGAGCUGCGCAAGAAGAGAAGUGCAGAAUCCAACAUGGCGUCCGCAGCGGUGACUAUCGAGAUCUUGGACUACUUCAUCGUUGACGGCUCAUACUGUCUGAACAACGAGUGCGGCCCCUACGGAAACUACAGCUACUACAUCCCGAUCAGUGGCUUCAUGCCCCCCAUCGAUAUCUUCCUCAGCAUCAACGUCACGACAGGAUUCGACGUCCUGCUCUGCACUGAGCUCUCGAUGACAGAGGGCGCCAGCUGCGCGGAUACGGGCGUGCACGCGAGCAUGCAGACGAACGCCAUCUUGAACUCGGGCGCCGACGUGACGCAGCACAAGUGGCUGGUGGCGGCGCCACAGUACACGCGCAGCGUCUACACGUUCCGCGUCGCCGCCAGGAACACACCGGCCGCCCAGCUGUGCUCGGAUGCCUUCAGGAGCGAGGUCGGCUCUGCCUUCCUGCAGUACAACCUGCACUUCUACCGGGUCUGUUCGGACAUCGAUGCUCUGUCGUCGACGACGCCAUCAAGCACGUGGCCCUAGUGGGGCGCAGACUCAUGGCGCGGGGUCACCAGCGGACACAGCGCGGAGUUCUGAGUCGCGAGAAAACUGUUUGCUGUGGAGGUCGCGACUCUUCUGUCGAGUCACGUUGUCCGCGGCGACGAGGCGUGCGGCGGUGCGGCCGUGGUUGCGGAUAUCAGCUCCCGCCCCUGAUCGCGGGCGUGUCGGAGCCCAGCGAGUAGUUUAGCGCGUAGGAGCGUCGACCGUGACGAAGAUGCGACCUGCAUAGAAUGGUCGCCCUCGCCCGAUCUCAUUAGCUGGGUCCAAACGCAGCGCUGCGGGAAAAACGUCGGAUCGCCGUUCCGUCCCCCCCGGAUUGUUAACGCGGUUCGAGAAAAACAAGCGCGCGUCUUUAUUUUCGAGUCCGUCAUCGUGCGCUGGGCGGCGAGGGAAGGAAGCUGGUGUUAGCGUUGGUGGCUGCAGCUAUAGAUGGCGCUCGUGCAGGUGGCGUGAUGACGCGGUCGCAGGGAGCGUUCGUUUGUGGAUGGAAUCGGAGGUGUAGCGCCGCAGUUAUUGUUUCGUUUCUAUCGCUUGUAUAUCUAGUGAAUAUUUUAUAUGUAUAUUUUGCUCUAUUUAAAGCGCUUAGGUUUUAAUUUUUAUACUACGAUCAUUGUAAUUCGACUGCGCGGUGCCGGUAUCGCGAGCCGUUGCCGUGGCGACGCGCUCGGGGGAAAACAAGUGGGGAAUGUACAGAGAUGUUGACGAGGAGUGGUUUUAGUGUUCCUGCACAAAAAGAUGAAACCUGAACUGAUCAUGCUAACUGAUGAUAUAUAUUAUAUAUAUAUAGAUAUAUAGAUAUAUAUAUAUAUAUAUAUAAAUAGAUAUAAUGAGUGUUGUGUGUUUGCCAAUAUGCCAUCUGUGUGGUUUGAUACUUGAUUCGGGUUGCGUGAACGCAUGCGCGGGCUGGCACGUGAGUGAGGCAGUAGGGUGUGUGCAGCCAGCAGCGUGUGCUUCCAGCUUCUGCUACAAGUUCCUCUAGUUGGGGAAAGCACUUGCUCUAUUUGCAGGCUCAGAGAUGAUCAGCCUAUUGGUAUGUAUAUAUUGUAUUUGAUAUUAGGAAGGUUAGUUACUAGACGGACUCCUGCUGGCUCAUAUGCAAAAGGAGAUUUUGCUUUGAUUCGUACUUAUUGCCGUGCGUCUGAUAAGCUAUCGAUUAGAGGGGGGGGGACUUUUAGUUACGUGAUUGAAUAUAUAUAUAUAUAGAUAUAUACAGAUAUAUAUUAUACGAGAUGUGUUGUAUAUAGCAAUUAAGCAGUGAUAUAUAAGAUUUAUAUUUUGUUUUCGCGUGUAUUAUGAUAGUGAUGAGUUUAUGGGAGAUUCUAUUACUGGGAGGGGAAGAAGCGGCGGCAUGAAGAGAAUGAUCUUAUAGACAAGUGUUUGAAGUGACAGCCGCAAGAGGGCACUACAUUCCAGAGGUGCGUCGGAAUUGUGGCGCCACCUGGUGGCACGUCGAUGUUGUGGCGCCAUCCAGUGGCAGUCCGUCGCCGAGAUCAUUCCUGCGAGAACAUGGAGGAGAGAAAGGAAUUCGUCUGCGUUAUGAUACUGAUCUCUGUGUCGGUGUGUGAUCGUUAUGCAGGGAAACGUCUCCUAGUGAGAGGGGUGAGGGGUGGGAUGGCUACUUUUGUGGUCAAACGUCCACUGAGUUGGCAAUAUGGUCGACGCUACCGCAGGUUGAGUUGCAUCGUCAGCGCCUCCUGGGUAAGCAGUCGUGAAUGAGGGAUCUUAGAUGAAUUAUGGUAGAACGAUGAAUUAUGAGUGGUUAACGCUGAUGCCGAUGUUUAUGAUGAUGAUGAUGAUGAUAUUGGUGAUGCUGAUGUUGAUGCUGAUGUUGUUGAUGAUGAUGAUGAUGGUGUUCAUUAUAAGAGUAGUUUUAUUCCUCUCGUUACAUUAUUAAGGGGUUAGUCUAUCGCAUGAAAAAAUUAUGAAAUCGUACUAUGCCUAGAAUAUACGUACAUGCAUGUGUAUUAUUAUUAUAUAUGUGUAUAUAUGCUCGUAUUAUAUACACAUAUAUACCUAUGUAAUACGCAAUAAUGAUGUUAAUAGUAUGUUUAAAGAAUGUAUGAGUUACUCCUGCCCCCGUACUUGGAACCCGUGUAUUGAUUUUUCUGCCGAAUUCAUUGCACGUCGUGCUAAUGAUGGAUGACUAAUAUUAUUGCAUACUAAAUAAACUUAUCCGAACCACA